Cyclocybe aegerita is the source of this 1347-nucleotide messenger RNA. The record is from the annotation of a GenBank genome assembly. NCBI's taxonomy places the organism in Eukaryota, Fungi, Basidiomycota, Agaricomycetes, Agaricales, Hemipholiotaceae.
AUGGCAAACGACAUAUCCGUUCAAGCAGAGGUUUCCAAGAUCUCUGAGGGUAUUCCCGCGACGAAUUUGAUCAAAUCUUUGCUCAAAUUCAUCGUCAUUGACGCCGCGGCGUACCAGCGAGAUGUUAUGCUGGCUCAUCAAGUUUUUUACCGAUCUCGAGUGGCUUACGAGGCGAUUGGAACUCUGGCAAAUGCUGUCGAGCAAGCAGCUGCUCCGGAUUGGGAAAGCUUCGAGAAGUACGCAGGUGCCAUCCCGCCGUUGGAGAGGCUCCUACUACAGUUCUAUGCUAAGAGCGCAGAAGACAAGUCUCGCAACCAUCUGCCGCCUCAACCUCCUUCUCCAUUGGACGCCAUCACUUUCAUUGCCAGAUGGAAGGAAGAUAGGAAGAUGCUGGCCGAAGUAUUGGACGGUCUGGCAAACAACGACAUUGCGAACCUCUCAGAAGAUGUGAGGAAGGGUGUAUCCGCUAGUCGCCAAGAUGCUCGAACCUCGGACGACAAAGCCACUAUAUCAGCCUUAUACAAUUACUUAAGGAGCAACACCUUGAAUGACAGAUCCAUCGUUCAACCACGCAAUGGAAGGAUGAUUGUCACCAUCAAGGAUUCCAUUCGGCAGAUUCAAGCAAAGGUCCUCCAGGCCCCGCCAAGAGAGGAAACGUCGGCGAUGGUUAUCACAUCUUUCAUGCUCAUUUAUAUUCCAUUUUCUCUCCUUCUCACCCCCACUACUGAGAAAGAAUGGAAGGAAUAUCUCAAGGGUGAAGAGAUCUGGAAGGCUGUGUUGAGUCUUGCAACGAAGUUAUUGGCUCACCUUAAUUCAACUGCGCAACAGGCCGUGGUGCUCGCCGAAGUCGAACAAGAAUGGAGCAAGCUCGAGGCGCUACUGCUGAAGACAUCUAUUCAUGACAUCGACACCUUGGCAGAGAUGUUGGAACUAAUUAGACUCGCCGCGAAGAUCCGACGACCCUUCCAUGGACGCACCGUCGAACUCAUCAGGAUGAUUCACCGUCUCGACACUUACUCCAGUAAUCGAGCGAACAAUGUUGGCACGCACCGCAAGGCCCUCAAGGACCUCAUGCAAGACUCCAUCGAGGCGAUCGAGAAAACAUCCAAGGAGGUUGCCGAUGUUCAAGCUAUUACAACGACCUCUCCGGUUUACCAGACACAUGCCUCUGCCCUCCAGGGCAUCCUCGAUGGCGUUAAGGAAACGUUCAAAGCGGUCAAGCUCGAUGGUGAGUGGGAUGCAAAGGACAAGAGCUACAAGGCUGCAGUCAAAGUCGAUGAGGACCACCUCAACAGCAUGAGGAAACGCCUGGGUCUCGACGGGCCGGCGUUGGCCGGACCAGCUUGA